CGGAAAAUUCCUAACUGGGCUAAACAGCUUAUUUAGAGUCAGAGAUUCAAGUGCAAUCCGAGCACAUUUAGUCCCAAUAACUAAAACCUCUUCGGGGCUGCACAUAUGGUGCAUAUUGUUAUGAUUUCGCUGUCAGUCUCAGUUGUUUCCAGUGCUUCGUAGAUGCUGAUGAGUCUAGUCGACUAUGCAAAGGUUACAUUCUUUCUGGAUAUGACAUAGUAAAUUUGGACCAUUGUUUCAAAGCCAUCUACCGAAUUUUCAACAACAAUACGAAAGUCAUUCAAGCCGCGCAUGUUGCUGGAGGCUAUGAGGAUGAGCUGAGGAACAUCAUGCUGGCGCAGAUCACUCCUCUCAUCAAGGAGUUUGAGACAACCAAUCACUAUGACUUUGUCUAUGAGGACAGGUUACAGAAGGCUGCAGACAGUUUUAUCGCAGAGGCCUCCAGACUGCCUAGAGCUAUUGAAUGUGUUCCCCCAUGUGGUUUCCAGGAAUCUGCUGCUACUUACGAUUGUGUCACCUGUUUGUAUAAAAUCUGUGAAUUUCCUCUGGACUGCCCAGGGUCAAACAUCACAGGUGUUGAACACAACGGGACGGAGAUCUUCUGUGGUGUUCCCUUCCCCUUACCAGCUGACAUAGAGGUUGUCUGGCGGUUUGCUGAAGAGGUCAAAACAGAACUGGUGGAUCACUUCAAGGAGCUGACCAUGGGGGUGGAUCUUCUCUAUACCAUCCCUUCUCUCCGCCUUGACCACAAGGGCAUCUACCAGUGUGAGAUCUUUUCUAAUCAGCAUUCCAUUAUCAGAAACUACUACUACCUUACAGUGAUCCCUCAGCCCCCCGCAGCUUGUGUCGAGCUGCACCACAUAUUUGAGGACGUUCUACUUCUGGAAGAGGACUACUGGCCUGUGACCCAUCCCCAUGACGGGCUGGGGAGCCCAGCGCGCCUGCCAUCUGCCCCUGUCCUCACUGCAUGCCUGGCUGUGAUGCAUCUCUUGGCCUUCCUGUGUCUGUGGUAUCUUUACUGGUUGCUGGCUAUGAGAAGAACAACCAAUUCAAGCAAUCAAGAACCUGAUGGCCCACCAAUAGAAAUAUGUUUGGUCAAAUAAUUGCUUGUAAAUAUUGCAAUAAAUUACAUUUUUGAAAAUCACA
Messenger RNA from Paramormyrops kingsleyae, 1146 nucleotides. RefSeq names its product sperm acrosome associated 6 (gene spaca6). Gene Ontology annotation, biological process: fusion of sperm to egg plasma membrane involved in single fertilization. The record is from RefSeq and is a predicted model, not a curated record. NCBI's taxonomy places the organism in Eukaryota, Metazoa, Chordata, Actinopteri, Osteoglossiformes, Mormyridae.